Messenger RNA from Rhizophagus irregularis DAOM 181602=DAOM 197198, 476 nucleotides. The record is from RefSeq and is a predicted model, not a curated record. NCBI's taxonomy places the organism in Eukaryota, Fungi, Glomeromycota, Glomeromycetes, Glomerales, Glomeraceae.
UGUUAUAAAUGCAAACAACCAUAUAUUGAUUACCAGUGGUGCAAACAAUGUAAUACCAAACGAUUUAAACAAAAUUUUUCAAAGUGGACUAGUAAUAAUGAAAUUAUUGAUAAAUUUAUUCAAGAUGCACAAAUAAAUGCUAAAAAUAGUUAUGAAAUCUUAGAGUGGAUACCUUAUGAUAGAUUGUCAGAUAUUAAUUAUCAUGAUAAAGGAGGAUUUGGUGAAAUUCAUAGAGCUAUCUGGUCAGAUGGACCUAUUUAUAGUUGGAAUUCUGAUGAACAGCAAUGGAAUAGACAAGCAGAAUAUAAGGUCGCUCUUAAAAUACUUAAGGGUUCAUCAAGUUCAAAUAAUAAAUUUUUGGAUGAGUGGAAAUAUCAUUAUAAUUGUCAGAAAGGAUCAUUUUCAAAAUUUAUUCAAUUUUUUGGGUUUACACAAGAUCCAAAUAAUUUAAAUUAUAUAAUAGUAAUGAGCUAUGC